Engraulis encrasicolus (European anchovy) is the source of this 3558-nucleotide messenger RNA. Its product is annotated as FHF complex subunit HOOK-interacting protein 1A-like. The transcript is spliced from 17 exons. The record is from RefSeq and is a predicted model, not a curated record. Bases 1 to 3558 code for a protein of 1185 amino acids. Lineage: Eukaryota; Metazoa; Chordata; Actinopteri; Clupeiformes; Engraulidae.
AUGAUGGCCUCGGUGGUUGCCGAGGGCAACAGGGGCGGGUCGCUGAGGCUGAGGGGAGUGGACCCGGAGACAUGCAUGAUCGUCUUCAAGAACCACUGGGCACAGGUCCUUCGUGUGCUGGAGCGGUAUGAUCCCGGCCGGAGCGACCCGGGCCGCAGCCAGGGCCCCAUCCCCGCGGACGAGGCCAGCGCCGUGCAGAACUACGCGGAGCACAUGCUGGUGCUGCUCAUGGAGGAACCCAGCGGCAGCGGAGGAGCCAUGGGACCCAUCCUGGAGUUUGUAGUGCUGGAGAACGUGAUGGAGCGCCUGUUCCUCUGGAGUCUGCGGCGCCAGUUCACAGAUGACAUGAAGCUGGAGCAGCUGCGCAUGUACGCCAUGCUGAUUGGCCAGGCCCGACAGCCCCUGCUCCACCACAAGCCAAUCCUGAGGCCCCUCAUGAUGCUGCUCGCCUCCUGUUCCUCCAGCUCCACUGUGGGGCCCAACUGCACCUCCACCGUGAGGCCCUCCAGCUCCUCUGCAACCUGCAGGGGGACUGGCUGCGUGUUGGGGACUAUAAUAACCUUUUAUCCUGUCCUUCCUUCCUCCAGCUCCACCGUGGGGCCCAACUCCACCUCCACCGUGAGGCCCUCCGUGCCCUCUACCACCUGCGCCAGGGGGCCCGGCAGCGCGGUGGGGCCCACAAUGGUGGAGGCAGAGCUGGUGGGGCUGCUGCAUCAGCUGUGCUUUGCGGUGGCCGAGGAUCCCUCUGUGCUGGAGCUCUUCUUCCACACCAGCGAGGACCAGGGCGCAGCCAACUUCCUCCUCUUCUCACUCCUCAUCCCCUACACACAUAGGGAAGGCCCGGUGGGAGAUCAAGCCCGGAACGCUCUGCUGCUUAUUAUGUCUCUCUCCGCCCACAACUGCCGAGUGGCCAAUCACAUUGCAGAACAGACCUACUUCUGUCCAGUGCUAGCCACGGGUCUCUCCGGACUCUACUCUUCUCUACCCGCCAGGCUGGAGGUCUACAGUGAGGACUGGCACAGCUUGCAGCCUGCAGAUUGGCUGCAGGUGCCGUCACUCAUCCACUUCCUCCACUCACUGCAGUUCUGCAGCACUGUCAGCCAGGUAGCUCACCCCUCCAUUCGCUCCCAGUUGCUAGGAUACAUCUAUAAUGGCUUCCUUGUGCCUGUUGUUGCUCCAGCGCUCCAUAAGCUGACGCUGGAGGAAGUGAUGACGUCGACGGCCUACCUGGAGUUGUUCCUGCGCAGCAUCUCUGACCCCGCCCUCCUGCACACCUUCCUCUCCUUCAUCCUCAUGCAUCGCCACGACAACGUGCACAUCCUGGACACGCUGGUCAGCCGCAUCAACACGCCCUUCCAGCUGGGCACGGUGUCACUUGCUCUGUUCCGCACCCUAAUUGGAUUACACUGUGAGGACGUCAUGCUACAACUUAUUCUCAGGUACCUGAUCCCCUGUUCACAUGUGCUGAGUGGUGAGAGAGAGAGGCUGCGCGAGAGGGACUGCUACUCGGCCACCGCCUCUGCCCUGCUCUCCCUCACCCCGGCCUUCCUGCACCAGGAGGACAUGCAGCAGGACUGCAUCCUGUGGUCAAAGGUCACCGAGGGCUUCCUGAACAUGGGCCUGGACGAGCUGCUGAUCAGUGGGGCAAGCGUGGGCUACUGGCGUUUCCUAGGCAACGACCCCUUGACGGACAGCAACUACCUCCAGUACCUGCGGGAGGCACGGCAGGUAAUCGCUGCCUGCGUCCAUGCGUGUCGUGUGUGGUCAGCUCCGUACGACGGCCUCAAGCCCUCGCCACAGGAGUAUCGAGACGAGGAGGAGGAGAGCUUCUCCCACACGCUGUCUCCCGUGCCGGAGUCGGUCUCGGCGUCUCCCAGCCCCAGCCCCAGGGCGUCUCCAUCCGUAUACUUCCUCCAGGACCUGGAGUGGGAAGACAUGUUUGCACCGGGCAUGGAGCACGACGGAGGCGAGGGGGAUGGAGAUUCUCAUCGGGGGAAGCCAGCCGCAUCCGUGGUGGACCCCCCUCAGCAUUUGGUGGAGAUGCGUCGCAGUGCCAUCUCCCUGGUGCAGGGCUCGUACGUGGAGGAGGACCAGUUCCAGGACGACGUGCUGGUCUACAGCCUGGUGGCGCAGAGGGACUCGCACGCGCCAGGCGCCAACACACACUCCUCACGCACGCAUGCCCAUCCACAUCAGCAUAUGCACCAACCCGGCUGCCCUCACGCCGGCCUGGGGGCUCGGAGAGACUCGCAGACGCAGGAGGAGGUCCACACACAUGGGUCACGAACACACACGCAUCAACAGCACGCACACCAGCACCGCGGCCCACACAGGUCGGCUGGUGACGGUAGCGUGAAGGGCAGUCCCACGACGUGGAUACACAAGUCGAGCGCGCUGGUGACUGUACAGAGCGCUCGUCUCAGACCCAGGAAGACGCAACCGACGAACGAACAGUCAUCGGACUCUAACACGCAUUCGCUCACCGCCAAUGACGCACAAAGAAAUUCGGACACGCACUCCUUCACGAAUAAUCUCGUGGAAAUCACGUACGGAGACCCGUUGCACACUGUAAACCCGCCGCCUGUUGUUGUUCAGAGUGCACGUAUGCACUCACGCGCCCGCACGCAUCACCAGGUGAAGAACACACCCCUGACCAACGGGAUUUGCUCGGAGACGACGGAACACAAUAACAACCACGGGAACGCACACAGCGUUACUAGCAAGGAAUGCGUCCAAAAUGGAGUAGACCACAACGUCCUCUCGCAUUUGGACUACAAUUACCACUCGCAUUUGGACUACAACUCCCAGCACCAGCAGCAGCACCCCCAGGACUUUGUCUCCCAGUGCCUGGAGCUCUUCCGCAGCCUGGAGCAGGAGCCAGAGAGCAUCAUGGGAGAGGAGGAGUUCCGAGAGCGAGUCCAGCGGUUGACCUUCGCCCUGCGUGAGGAGGCAGAGGAGAUGACGGAGGAGCCGGAGUGGAGCUUCGAGGACGAAGCUCAGCCGGAGAAGGUUCCGGAAGGGGACUUAAGUGGGAGCCUCAAACAAAGCUCCGAUGCCCCCUUCACUGGUCCGUUCAUCAGUGUUCUCUUGUCCCGCCUGGAGAACCUUCUGGAGAACUCCAUAGAGGUGAAUCUGCUGGUGACGGGUAUCCUGGCUCAGCUGUCCGCCUUCCCCCAGCCCCUUCUACGAUCCUUCCUGCUCUCCUCUCAGACGCUAUUUCAGCCUGGCAUACGCACUCUGCAGCAGGUGCUGGUGUCAGUGAGGGAUCAGCUGGAGCGCUAUGCUGAGAAGGAGACCGACUUUGCAGAGCUGGUCAGGGAGUCUGGACUGUACCUGCUGGCCAGAGACCAGUCCGCCAGGGAGAAAGACAGAACAGGAGAGAACGGAGAGAGCUGGUUUGCCAUUGGCCAUGGGCUGAGGCCCCUCCCCCGCUGCCCCAAGAUCCCGCCCUCCUUGCGUAACCGUGUGUACGCCGCCAUUUUAUUUGGGGAGUUCCUGAAGGAGCUGGCCGCCCUGGCCCAGGAGCACGCCACACUGCCGGACCUGAGCGAGGAGUGA